Colletotrichum navitas is the source of this 1212-nucleotide messenger RNA. RefSeq names its product PCI domain-containing protein. NCBI's taxonomy places the organism in Eukaryota, Fungi, Ascomycota, Sordariomycetes, Glomerellales, Glomerellaceae. The record is from RefSeq and is a predicted model, not a curated record. The transcript is spliced from 2 exons. The coding region runs from base 114 to 1013 and encodes 299 amino acids. Gene Ontology annotation, cellular component: COP9 signalosome.
CACAACCCCACCUUUGGGGCAUCACAGCGAGCUCUAAGUGACGACAUCUGCCGCCCUUGACCAGAACCCCCACCCCCAGAGAGCUUCGUGAGCAUUGACGAGAAGCUUUCAAGAUGGAGCAGACGAAAGCUCUCAACGCGCUCGAGCCCUUCCUGGCUCUGAGCAAGUCGGCCACUUCCCCACGCGCCGCAGCCGAUCUCAUCACCCGCGCGACUUCGAAUCCGAACACUUUCCUCUUCACAGAACUCCUCGAGACCCCGCAGAUCCAAGCCCUGUCCCAGUCCCCCGACUUCCUCCCGCACCUUCGCCUCCUCGAGAUAUUCUCCCAUGGCACCUACACCUCCUACCUCUCCUCCGGCCAGCAGCUGCCCCAGCUCAACGACGCCCAGACCCUCAAGCUCCGCCAGCUCUCCCUCCUAACCCUCGCCAGCGACCGCUCGAACCUGAGCUACGCCGCCCUCCAGUCCGCCCUCGGCCUCUCCUCGGCCCGCGCACUCGAGGACCUCGUCAUCUCGGCAAUCUACGCCGGCCUCAUUGAUGCCACCCUCGACCCCCGCCGCCAAGUCGUCCAGGUCAACUCCCUCGCCGCCCUGCGUGACCUUGCCCCCGGCGCCGUCCCGCCCAUGAUCCGCGCCCUGCACGCCUGGUCCUCGCGCUGCGAGUCCACACUCGAAGACCUCGAGGCCCAGAUCGCCGGCAUCCGCGACGCCGCCGCCCGCCGCCAGCGCGACAAGGCCGACCAGGAGGCCCGCCUAGCCAAGCUGGUCGAUGAGGUGCGCAAGGAUCCUGAGGCAGGGGCCGGGACCGGGAGAAAGCUCGCCGUCGGCCACGGCGGCGGCGGCGAGCGCGGGAGCGGCUUCCUGGGCCACACGUCCAGGGCACAGCGGUACAACAAGAGGGGUAGCACGAGCAUGAUGGACAACACGGCCGAGGACAUUGACGACGAGGCCAUGGAUGUGGACGAGGAGGACCCUGAGCAGGAGAAGAAACGUGCCAGUCGGCGGAAGCUUUAGCAUGGGUGAGGACGGCAGUUCUGCUUUGAGAGGGGGGCACACACAUACACACUCCUUUCCUGCUCAGGGAGCAAGGAGGGCCUUUGGAGAUCGAGAGUUUGAACCGCGGCAUUACGAGGACCACGAAGUAUCAGUCAAUGCCAGGUUAAUGAAUGGGAAGCGGGGAACAGCAUGAUCCGGAAAAGAAAAAGAAAACCAG